Engraulis encrasicolus (European anchovy) is the source of this 924-nucleotide messenger RNA. Its product is annotated as phospholipase A2, minor isoenzyme-like. Gene Ontology annotation, molecular function: calcium ion binding; phospholipid binding. The transcript is spliced from 4 exons. The record is from RefSeq and is a predicted model, not a curated record. Gene Ontology annotation, biological process: phospholipid metabolic process; arachidonate secretion; lipid catabolic process. Bases 195 to 734 code for a protein of 179 amino acids. NCBI's taxonomy places the organism in Eukaryota, Metazoa, Chordata, Actinopteri, Clupeiformes, Engraulidae.
UUCCAUGUUGAAAUUCACUGAGCUGGAAUUAAGGAUGCCAAGGAUGUUUGAAGACAACAUUCCUUGAACUCGAAGUUUGUACAUACUGUACAUAGCCAACAUGAAAUCAUUUCAUUUCGGUAGCUAAUGUGUUUAAAAUCUGAUUUGAUCUGUUCAAACUCUUAAACCCUUUAUGUCCUUAAACAGGAAUAAGAAUGAACCUUCAGCUCUCACUCCUGUUACUCCUGUUUUGUUUACCUGGCUAUAUGUCCGCCUCUGACCGCAACCUGGUCCAAUUCCGUGAGAUGAUCAAGUGUACUCUGCCAGACAGCAACCCUCUCGUGGACUUCGGUGACUACGGCUGUUACUGUGGGCUGGGUGGGGGAGGAGAGGCAGUGGACCAGCUAGACAGGUGCUGUCUGGUGCACGAUAACUGCUAUGGCCUGGCUCAGAACCACAGCGCUUGCGAUUCCAUCUUGGACAGUCCCUACACAAAUAUUUACGAUUUCACCUGCAAUGAAGCCAGCCGGACAAUUUCAUGUUUGUCCUCCAACGACGAGUGUGACCUGUUCAUCUGCGAAUGUGACAGGGUGGCGGCUGAAUGUUUCGCCGGCGCGCCGUACAACGCGUCCAACAACAACCUACCCAGUGGAAGCUGUAAUGCGGCCCCAGGUGUUCCUCUCCCACCUGUCUGGGUUCACCCCAUGACUGUCCUCCUGUUCGUCUGGCUCACACUACUAGAGAGAACCUUAUGAUAACCAUUCACAGGAUGAGUGUAGCGGAAAGUGCGCACAUCCAGCAAAAAAGCAUCAUCAGGUGCCAAAUCAAAAAAUUGUCACAUGUAGGAGCGGGAAAGGAUUUGCACACUGCCUGCAAAAGACUUAAUUUAUUAGGAGCAACGUUUCGAUCAUAGAUCUUCUUCAGGCAUCAGAUGCGUUGCAGAAA